This is a messenger RNA of Fusarium musae, 1071 nucleotides long. RefSeq lists its product as uncharacterized. Gene Ontology annotation, cellular component: plasma membrane. NCBI's taxonomy places the organism in Eukaryota, Fungi, Ascomycota, Sordariomycetes, Hypocreales, Nectriaceae. The record is from RefSeq and is a predicted model, not a curated record. Gene Ontology annotation, molecular function: ferric-chelate reductase activity. The transcript has 2 exons. Gene Ontology annotation, biological process: copper ion import; iron ion transport; intracellular iron ion homeostasis. Bases 1 to 1071 code for a protein of 356 amino acids.
AUGAGCCUCUUGUUCUAUUGGACUGGUAUCGUCGCCUUGAUCUUCCAGGCCUGGCUGACGUUUGCGUCGCACAGUGCCAUUCGGCACUAUUUCAUAGGAACAGCUGCUGUAUAUGUUCCAUGUUACCUCUACCCAUGGCUACGAACCUGCUUCGAGUAUGGAGUUCGAACAAAAGCUCAUAUCAAAGUGGAGGACAACGGUUUCGUCCGUGUCACUAUCCCCGCUAACUUCACAUGGGAAAUUGGACAGCACUGCUUCCUGCGCUUCACUGAUUUCGGACUUAUACAAGCCUUGUCAGCGCACCCAUUUACCAUCUGCUCCCUACCAGAAAUAUCCUCAAACGAUCAGUCAUUCCUAGUAUUUUACCUCAAGCGACAUCGAGGUUUCACAGCGAAGCUCUAUGAGUAUGCCUUACAGAACCCGGGAGCUCAAGUUUCGGUGCUGGUUGAUGGACCAUAUGGUGGCGUCAACACACAGAACCUUGUGAACAGCAACCAUCUUGUUGUCAUCGCGGGAGGGUCAGGAGCUGGCUGGACUUUGCCUUUCAUCGAGCAGUAUAUUGCGUCCCAGACACGUCGGGCCGAUGAAGAGUGUAAAGAGGGCGAAAGAGGGGGAUCUCCGUUCUCAUCACUUCACGUGAUACUGGCAAGUCGAGAUGCUGAGAGCUGCAGCUGGUAUCGACAAGUUGUGAGCGACAUGCUGCUCAACUACUCAGACAAAAUGAUAUCGGACUUGCAAGUGCAGAUCCAUCGCACCAGCGGAGGUAUAGCAGAGUCAAGCCUCCCGUCUAUCAGUAGCGUCGCGCCUGGCAACAAAGAGUCGGGAAAUGAAAGAGCGACAGAAGGUCUGAUAUCAUUUGACGAACUAUACGGGCGACCCGACUUGCCAGGAAUGCUGAAAGAGCUGGCAAGGGGUAUGAUAUCGACUGACUCGCUAGGUGUAUAUGUCUGUGGUCCGGAUACGAUGCAGAAUGAUGUUCGAAACGCUGUGGCAUCUCUCAACUUGGAUAUCCUUGGGGGUGCAGAUUCCGCGGGUGUGUACUUGCAUUCUGAACACUUCUCUUGGGCAUGA